Spea bombifrons (plains spadefoot toad) is the source of this 1597-nucleotide messenger RNA. It is a transcript of the gene PRPH2, whose product is annotated as peripherin 2. Gene Ontology annotation, biological process: visual perception. The coding region runs from base 256 to 1296 and encodes 346 amino acids. The record is from RefSeq and is a predicted model, not a curated record. Lineage: Eukaryota; Metazoa; Chordata; Amphibia; Anura; Pelobatidae. The transcript has 3 exons. Gene Ontology annotation, cellular component: membrane.
UGUUUCUUCUUCUGUGGGACAGGGCCACCAGGAACAGGCGAGGUGUAGGCUCGCUUUGCCAAUUACCUUUAACGAUUGUGGAAUUAAUAACAUUCAUUUCAGAAUACCCUUGAUCCACGUUUAGAUUUGGAUGGUAAUUAUGGAAGAUCCACACUUACUACAGUCGCUUUUCAAGGACUGAAUGGUAAAUUCAGUGAUAUCUUAAUCAUAUCAAGAACAUAGCGGAAUCAGUCCCACAGAAAUCGCGCUGCUAAAAUGGCAAUGAUGAAGGUGAAAUUUAAUAUGAAGAAAAGGGUUAAAUUGGCCCAGGGGCUGUGGCUGAUGAACUGGUGCGGUGUGCUGGCCGGCAUUGUCCUUUUCAGCAUGGGCAUAUUUCUUAAAAUCGAGCUGAGGAAGCGAAGCGAGGUCAUGGAUAACGCAGAAAGCCAUUUUGUGCCCAAUUCCUUGAUUUUUAUGGGUGCGAUGGGGUGCGCUCUGAAUGCAUUUGCUGGAAAAAUCUGUUACGACUCCCUGGAUCCUGCAAAGUUUGCGAAGUGGAAACCAAUGCUGAAACCCUAUCUGGUCAUCUGUCUGCUUUUCAACAUCUUCGUUUUUUUCAUUGCCGUGGUAUGCUUGGUGACAAGGGGGUCUCUCGAGAGCACCCUGGCUCAGGGGCUGAAGAACGGAAUGAGAUACUACAAGGACACCGACACCCCUGGGAGAUGCUUCAUGAAAAGGACCAUUGAUCUGCUGCAGAUCGAGUUUAAAUGCUGCGGGAACAAGGGGUACAGAGAUUGGUUCGAGAUUCAAUGGAUCAGCAACCGCUACCUGGACUUCAGCUCCAAGGAGGUCAAAGACCGGAUUAAAAGCAAUGUGGAUGGCAAGUACUUGAUCGAUGGAGUUCCCUUCAGCUGCUGCAACCCGAGUUCCCCCAGACCCUGCAUCCAAAUGCAAGUGACCAACAACUCGGCCCACUACAGCUACGACCACCAGACGGAGGAGCUGAACCUGUGGAACAGGGGCUGCAAGGACGCAUUGCUGAAUUACUACACCAACAUGAUGAGCACCAUGGGGGCUCUGGUGCUACUGGUCUGGAUCUUGGAGAUGACGGUCAUGAUCGGGCUGCGGUAUCUGCACACAUGUCUGGAGAGCAUUUCAAACCCUGAAGACCCCGAGUGUGAGAGCGAGGGCUGGUUGCUGGAGAAGAGCAUGAAAGAGACCGUCAGUUCUUUCUGGAACUUUCUGAAAAGUCUCGGUAAGGGGAACCAGGUGGAGAGCAGCGAAGGGGAAUCACCGGGAGUCACCACGGUCAGCUGAACACCGAGGCUUAUCAGGACGUUUCUAAAACCAAGCCAUCUUUUGAUGUGAAUAUUAAUCACUCCAUAAAAAAAGCCAAGGAAAACCAAUGUGACGUCAACAAAUAACAGGUUACAUUAACACAAUGCAGCCUAUACAUUUCUAACGUAAAACAAGUACAUAUAUAAGUUAGCUUUGCUUAAUAUUUUAAUUUGUAAAAAAAAAAUGAGCCUGUUUUUACAGUUUUUCUUUUCAGUAAGCUGUUGCAAUGACAUCACGUACUGUAAUUUAAAACCAAGUAUAAUGAUGUAUUAAAUGCUGU